This is a messenger RNA of Periconia digitata, 1227 nucleotides long. Lineage: Eukaryota; Fungi; Ascomycota; Dothideomycetes; Pleosporales; Periconiaceae. The record is from the annotation of a GenBank genome assembly.
CCACCAACCAUGGCCGGCCAGCAGCGCUACCUUCGCUACAUCGUAUUUGCCCUAGUGUGUCUAGUCCUUCUCCUCUUCAUCUCGUCGUCCUCGUCUGUACCCACGGCACACUGGCCCACGUCCAAGCCAAAGACGGAGGAUGUAAAGGCCUCGCAACCCUCCGCGGCUGCCCAGGAUGCGCUCAAGCCCGCAACCCCUCCCACCACUCCCAACCCUCACUCCAGUCUGUCUCCCGCCACUGCUUCUGGCGAUCGCAUGAAUGCUACCUUUGUCACACUGGCUCGUAACGAGGAUCUAUGGGAAAUCAUCAAAUCCAUCCGCAGUGUCGAGGACCGAUUCAACCGCAACUACAACUACGACUGGGUUUUCCUCAACGACAAGGAGUUCAGCGACGAAUUCAAGCGGACCACUACCGCAAUUGUCUCUGGAAAAACGAAAUAUGGUCUGAUUCCCAAGGAACACUGGUCUUUCCCCGAUUUCAUUGAUCAGGACAGAGCUGCCAAGGUUCGUGAGGAGAUGAAGGAAGCGCAGAUCAUCUACGGCGACUCCAUCUCGUACCGACACAUGUGCCGCUACGAAUCUGGCUUCUUCUUCCGCCACAAAUUGCUCUUGGAUUACGAAUGGUACUGGCGUGUAGAGCCCAGUGUUUCCUUCCACUGUGACAUCAGCUACGACCCAUUCAAAUUCAUGGCCGAUAAGAAGAAAACGUACAGUUUCACUAUCAGCUUGCACGAAUACGAAGCAACAAUCCCAACGCUCUGGAGCACCGUCAAGAACUUCACUAAGACGCACCCCCAGUACGUUUCCGAAGACAACUCUAUGGCAUGGAUCAGUGACGACAACGGCGAGACGUACAACAACUGCCAUUUCUGGUCCAACUUCGAAAUCGGUAACCUGAACUGGCUCCGCUCUAAGCCGUACCUUGAUUUCUUUGAAGCUCUCGAUCAAGCUGGCGGUUUCUUCUACGAGCGCUGGGGUGACGCGCCCGUGCAUUCGAUUGCUGCUGCUCUCUUCCUCAAGAAGGAUCAGAUUCAUUUCUUCAACGACAUCGCUUAUACUCACGUACCCUUUACCCACUGCCCAACAGGCGAACAGUUCCGCCUUGACCAUAAAUGCACUUGCCAAUCAGAGGACAACUUCGACUGGAAAGGAUACAGCUGUACCGACAAGUACUACGAAGUCAUGGACAUGGAGCGACCAGUAGGGUACGAAAGGGAGCAAGACUAA